CACGGUUUGCCUCUCGGCUUGGCGAAAUGUUUCGUUUUUGGCUAGGAGGAAUUAUUUGAGUGAUGAACGCAUGCAUGACCUGGGAUGUUGGGGAAAAAAAGAAGAUUGGAAAUUAAUCCCUCAGGCAUAUUCUGCUCAGACCAGGACUUCCUAAACAACAUAUAAAAACAGUAAAUAAAGACGGGAAAAAAAUGCGGACCAGUGAGGGGUGAGAAAUUUUAAAGCGAAGAAUCAAAAAAUAGUCAGCACAAUGAACUCAGCAGCAAGUAAGAUAAAUGCUGAAGGAGUAAUAGUCAUUUCGGAUGGUAUUUCACCUGAGCAUAUCAUUGAGAGAAUUCUUGAUGUUGAAGUGCUGCCCGCUUCUUCCUUCUAUAGUGAAAAUAUUAAAGGUUAUCCAUGGAAGUUUGAUACGAAAUAUUACUCUGCUGAAGUCAAUUUGUAUGCAAUAGUUGAUAAAACGCCGUUUACGAAAGACUUUGCAGAUUCAAUAAAAGCUUCUGUUAUUUAUUUUGAUAGUUCUAAGGAUUCAAGUUUUGAAGACAUUCUCAAAUGGAUUAUGAUUUAUGACAAUAUACAACCAGAAGUGAGAAUAAUGGUCUGCAACAACUUCAGUGAAGAAUUUCCUGAUUUGCUGCGUAAAAAUAUUCUCUACUGGUGUGCUAAAAAUCAGUUUGAACUUGUGGAAUUGAAUCCUCUUGAAGAAAAUGAUGAAGAUGACUUAAUACCCGACUCAAAAGGUUAUGCUAGAAUAGUGCAAUCUCUGCAAGCUCAUACGUGGGAAAACCUUAUAAUGAAAAGUCGAACUCCUGCAUCUAAAAAUGAAAAGCAAACCUUUGAUAAUUCAGAGGAGAAAAAGAAUGCAGAAAAUGCACCAUCAGAUACUGAAAGUAAAGAAGAUAGCAAUGGUGCAACAGUUUCAUGUGGUAAAAAUCUGACAACUGAAGAAAAUGUGAGGAAAGUUAAAGUUGGAAAUGAUGAAUUGUCAUUAGAAGAAAAUUGGUUAAAUAAUGUCGUUAGUGGUGAUGAUCCUGAUGGUGAAUCUUUUGAAGCGCUGUUUUCCAAAUUUGCUAGUAUGAAAGAACGAGCUGAAGGAUUAACUGGAGAUUCAAGAAAAAAAUAUGCAGAAGAGGUGGCUAUUGCAUUUUGGAAAGCAAUGGGAGGAGAUGAAGACGAAAUUGAAGGUUUAGAUGAUUAGAUUAAAGCUGGAAAAUAAGUUCUUCAUUCAUUGUGCAUUAUUUAUAAAAUAAAAUAUCAUUAUCAUUGUUUC
Uloborus diversus is the source of this 1267-nucleotide messenger RNA. RefSeq names its product alpha- and gamma-adaptin-binding protein p34-like. The transcript has 11 exons. Bases 251 to 1195 code for a protein of 314 amino acids. The record is from RefSeq and is a predicted model, not a curated record. NCBI's taxonomy places the organism in Eukaryota, Metazoa, Arthropoda, Arachnida, Araneae, Uloboridae.